ACACGACAUUUCACACACUUCACAAACACUGGAAAUGCUCAUGUUCACACCAUCCAGUUUUCCAGCUAGAAAACUUUUUACAAGUUCAAUGGAUGAAGAAUCCCUAAGUAAAAAGAUAAAGGAAAGAACAGAUGAACUUAUGAAAUUAUCAAUGGAGCGACUGCAAGAAAAAUACAACAUUGACUUGGAAUAUUUAAUGUCCAAUAAACCGACAACAAUGACCUCAAUUUCAAAUCCUUCGAUAAAAUCCCAAACUACACUGGAAAACCCAUCCAAAUAUCUGUCUACUUCAAAAACACAUGGCACAUGGCGUUGGGAAAUUAUUGACACGGAAAGCCAAUAUGUACCAUCAUUUUACCUUAGCAGAAAAUAUCAUUCGGAUACUUAUAUUACAACAAGCAAAUAUGAUGGCUAUAUUUUACCUAAAACACCAGCAAAACAAAUCAAGUGCCCUGAAAUCAUUCGUUCGGGUAAUAAAGUCGAGUUUCGUCAUUCUCUCCUAGUGAAAAAUGAGUCUGCUACGGAGAAUGAAAUGCGAAAUUCCACAACGCAUAAAUGUACACAAUCUAGAAUUAAUACAUGGAAUAUACCAGUGAAAAAGUGGUCUCAAUAUAUGAACAUCAAAUUUGACAAACCUGUGCGUAACAGAUCCUCAUCUUUAUCUCAGUUGGACAGAAUUAUUUCUAAUAAAUAUGCGGCAUCAGAUAACAAUACUUUAAAGAAAACAGCCAGUUCAGCUGGUGAUCUGUCUGUUCACAGAUGUACAGCAUCAAUUCCUGGAAUGGUAUCUAGAGUCGGAAAAACAAAAUCAAAGAAUACAGGAAGAAAUGUGUUUCCAGUAGUAAAAUAUCGACAACUUACAAUGCUUGAUAUUCUGAAUGGCAUGAACAUAGAGAAAAGUCCCAUCUCUGUCAGAAAACAGUACCAUAGAGACAUGAACAACCAAGGGAUGCCAAACGACCACUGAAUUCAUCGAUUGUCGAAAUUUUACAACUGGCUGUGAGUGAGCAUCUGAUAACGUUUUAUUCCGAAACUGUCUUUCAGUAUGCUCCACAUAUUUAUAAACUGGAAUAAAUUUACUAGUGUUAUCUCACUAACUAAAUUCAUGAUACACUGACGAAAAUUUAACACUGUGGAAGAAAUUUGUGUAUCUAUUCAAUUUCUUUCAGCUUCCAACUCAUACAUUUUUCUGAAUCCAAUCUUUAUACUAUAUGCGUUAAAACACAAGAGCAUUUUUAAACAUCAUUUUUAAUUUUAUGUUGGGAAUUUGUAUUUUUAUGCUACUUGACAUUCCAUUUUUUUUUCUAGACACUCUGUGUUCCUCACGAUAAAAAGUGUAUGCACACAUGU
Messenger RNA from Trichobilharzia szidati, 1350 nucleotides. Lineage: Eukaryota; Metazoa; Platyhelminthes; Trematoda; Strigeidida; Schistosomatidae. The record is from the annotation of a GenBank genome assembly.